This is a messenger RNA of Prorocentrum cordatum, 450 nucleotides long. NCBI's taxonomy places the organism in Eukaryota, Dinophyceae, Prorocentrales, Prorocentraceae. The record is from the annotation of a GenBank genome assembly.
AUGGUGCAGAGGACAUACUGGGAUGGUACCAUGCCGUGGUCCCCAAUGCUCCUCUGCGCUCAGUACGCCAUCAAGAGAGGAUUCGUGAAGGGCGGGGCCCCGAACUGCAUGCAGGCUGGCAUGGAGAUCCUCGAGCGGGUGUUGGACGGAAGGGUGCCCUACUGCGUGAAGCCAGGGGCGGAUCCUUCCAAAGUGGAGCCAGCAGGCCCAGAGGACUUCUCUGAUGCAGACAGCGAUUGGCAGAUCGAUGACGCGGACUACGAGAGCGAACCAGAGGAGCAGCUUCCCGAUGAUGUCGGCCUCCUUGAGCUCUUUGGCGUUGAGCAGCGCGUCCCGGGCUCUGGCUCGCAGCGCUCGAAUAAGAAGAAGGAGGGGAGCGAAGCUGGAGAAGAAGCGUGCGGCGGCUGCCGAGGAGGAGAACGUCAAGGUAGAGCUGGCACGUGCGGAUGA